CAUAAAAGUUCUUGUGAGAUUUCUUGGCCAGGGAAGUACCCCUUAAAAAGGGGGUAAACGGGAAUGCUUCAGUUGGAUUUAUCGACAGGGAUCAUCAGCCAAAGUUCUUUGGUAAAGAAACUUGCGCCGCCCAUGCACGGCGAGGUUGAUAACUUGACGACCGCCGCCUUCGUACCAUCGCCGUCGAGUGAGGGUCUGAAUAAUGGCGUGUCCACCACCUCCAGCUCGACAAACGACCUGGCCAUUCCUCAUCGUUUCUCCAUCGAAACCGAUCUUGCCUACGCCCCUAAACUGAACACGACAUCUUUGAGUUUAGCCCAGGGGAGGCAGUCGAGAUCGGGGCUGCUGCAAAGGGCCAGGGCAACGCGGCUGGCUGCGGUACAGCAGCACAACCAAGAUGAGUGCACCUUCAAACCGCAGAUGAGUUCGGCAAGUCUCAAGAUUGCCGAGACGCUGGGGACAACGUUUAUGGCUAGACAAGAGCAGCACUUGGAAAAACAACGAAAAAUGAUGGAGCAGAGACACCAGAUACUGUACAAAGGACGCCUCAGCCCAGUCAGCGUCGCAAAGUCCAAGAAAAACAGCAUUACUUCCCUCAGAGAUAAAGAGAAUACAGAGAGUUCUCAGACAGCGUGGGGCUCCCCAGUCUCCACCCCUAAUCUGAAUGAGAGCAGGGUGGGUGCCGACAUCGCAAACGGCAAUACAAGACUAGGGGUUGGGGCCUCCGUAUCGCUGCAUAUGACCACCCCACUCAACCCUGUCAGGGCAGGUCGAGGCCCACCACCCAUGCAGUCAUCUAUGCAAUUGCAGAGGCUUCAAGAAGGUCCGUAUAUGCAAAGUGGAGCUAGCUUGGUCUUGAGGAGACAAAAGGCACUCCCAAAACCCAAAAGUUUUGGUUUGCAUAAGAGAAGCUCUACACAUCCUGUGGAAGGCGUAGAAAGUAACGAAGUAAUGGAAUCUUCCAGCACCACUCCUCCUACUAACCACCAAAGAAGUAAACCUGUGACUUCCCCCGAGCCUGGUUCAUCCCCUCGUAGUAAAACUAAGAGUCUAGUCACUAGGACGACUGCACAGAGCGGAGAGAGACUCAGGCUAGCGAAACAGACUGCAGAAAAAGCUCUCAAGAUGAAGAAAGUCUUCACAAUCCAGGGCCCGUAUCCAGUGGUGCGAGAAUGUUUACGCUCCCGAGACUGGGUGGAGAAACAGUAUCGCACCAUGGCACCCCACAAGGUCAAGAGGAAACAAGGAAGCGAUGACAAUGACACAGAUGACACUGACGAUGAUGACGAUGACGAUAACAAUGACACCGGUUACAACAUGGCACCAGUCGACAGUGACGAUGAUGACAAUGGCCUUGGCGAUUCAGACAACAUUUACGGAAUAAUGUCGAGAAUUGUCCGAAACUCAGAUCCCUUCUUCAUCUGGACGUGUAGACGAGACACAAUCAACUUCAAGUUCCUGAGGAAGGAAACUAUAGUCAACCAUUUUGCCAAGAAUGGGGCAUUCACAACGAAGAGUGGUCUUUGUACACAUCUUCGUAAUCUGAAAUGGUAUGAGAGUAUGGAUGCAGACUCCUUCUAUCCCCGCUCAUAUAAGAUCUGUAUAGAGGAGGAGAAGCAAGCCUUUCUUGCUGACUACAGAUUAAACUGUGCCUGCAGCAUCUUGAAGUGGGUCGUUCAGAGACACAACGGUGAACUAGACGUCCCUAUGGACGACAACGAAGACAUCCCAGAAGAAGACACGGUCAAGUCCGACGCCGAAGACGCUCCAACCUCGCCCAGAACCUCACAAUCCAAACCGGCGAACAACAAACAAUCCAAACAGUCCAAAGUGAAAAGGAGAACUAAUCCGGUCUUACCGGCAUCCUUGAUCCAGACAGCCAUGGACAUUGUGCACAAUUACCUCGACGAGCUGAGCCACGAGUUUAUUGAUAGGAGUCUUGACGUGCCGGAGUUAAUGACGGAGAAACAAUGGGAGGAGUUCAUACGACAGUAUUAUCAACUAAUUUUUGACGGUGGCGUCAUAGCAGACUCUGGCUCUCAGUGUCCAACAUGUGAGAGUAUGCUGAACAGGGUAAGGGGUGUCUCACCCCAGCUUGACAUGGACGGACUGCGCAAUACUUGGAUCAUCAAACCUGGAGCGAAGUCGAGAGGCAGAGGAAUUAUCUGCAUGAACAAGCUUGAGGACAUCCUCAAACUAGUCGGCAAUCCGACCAUCGUCAAAGAGGGCAAGUGGGUCGUACAGAAGUACAUAGAGCGCCCUCUGUUGAUUUAUAACACCAAGUUUGAUAUCCGGCAGUGGUUUCUGGUGACCGACUGGAACCCCUUGACCAUCUGGUUUUAUCAAGACUCGUACCUUAGGUUCUGCACUCAACCAUUCUCUCUGGAUAAUCUUGAAUCAGCAAUACAUCUCUCCAACUUCUCUGUCCAGAAGAAUUUUGAGAAUGCGACGACCCGUUCCUCGAUGCUCCCCGAUGAGAAUAUGUGGACCAGCGGAGAGUUCCAGCAGUACCUGAAGAACAGAGGGUGCGGGAGCGUCUGGCAGGACAGCAUUUACCCUGGAAUGAAGAAAGCCGUCAUCGCUGCACUGCAGUGUACACAAGACAUUGUAGAGAUGCGCAAGAAUUCGUUUGAGUUGUAUGGAGCGGACUUCAUGCUGACAGAAGAUUUCCAUCCGUGGCUGAUUGAGAUCAACUCCUCCCCAGCGAUGGGUGCCACUACCGAGAUUACGGAGCAGCUCUGUCAUGACGUCAUCGAGGACACCAUGAAGGUUGUCCUGGACAGGAGGCAUGAUAAGAACUGUGACACGGGCAAGUUUGAACUGGCAUUCAAACAGCAUCAAGUAACGGUGCCGCCGUACGUCGGUGCUCAGCUCGCUAUUGAAGGGACCGGGGUGAGGAACCCCUUCCUCAAGAUACACAGGCAGAGAAGCCAGCCUAACAUCAUCAGCCCGAGACUCGCCGACGGGUCGCCCCCAGUAGUCCUCCGGAAGACCACGGUACAGAUGAGCCCGCGGCGAUCCAGCUACAACAAGGUGGAGGCCACGUCGACAGAGACUGACCCCGAGUCCAUCAAGGCAACCAAUUUAGAUGAAAUGACCCGGAAGUUAGCAGCAGGGAAGAUAGAUGGAGCAUGGGGCAGGGCUUGCUCUCGCUGCAGGAACGGUAUCCCGGGGGUCAAACUAGACGAUGAGCAAGCCAGAAGGGACUGCACGUGCCAACGAGACAGUGUUGUCACCCCCAUCCCUGAUGACAGUAUCCCGACCUCGGGUCAUAUAACACCGGUCAAAGGUCGUAGGUCACCCGAGCUGAUACAGCGCAGUGGGACCUUUGUUAGCAACAGGCAGGGGGACUUGGUGACUUUAAGCGGCCCCGAUCCCAUACAGGGACACCAUAAAGUAGGAAAGGCUGCGUUUAAUGCCGGCAGGACGCGUCCCAAUGUCAACAGACAGCGGAGGGAAACAAAGGUUCAAAUAAGAGGCACUGAAGUCAAGGUCCUGUGUGGAACGUACCCUUUUACUGUGGCCAACAGCUUAAUCAAAUAAGCCUGCCACAAAACAAAAACUAAACGACUCUAUGAAUUUGGGUUGUUGUGGGGGUAAUUUUGAUAGCGACAUCAACAACAAAGCUUAGAGACUGAAAGAUGGGGUCAUAGAAUGGUACCUACUUAAUUUAACUACUAGAAUUUAAUGACCUUAAAAAAACUUACUUGUUGGGAAGUACUGCAGCUGUUGGAACUACCUCCAUGGUGUAAACUACUUUGGGAAAGGAUUCCCUUUGAAGUAAUAUUAUGGUGUGGAUUAUUUUGUCACCUCCAAAAAAUUGAAUCUGAGAAACAAUUUAUUCAUGAUUCGUUUCUCAGGUGUUUGUUAGUGAAUUCUGCUGCCAGAGAUGCAGUUGGUACCCCUGUCACCUCGCUAAACAUGGAUGGAUUUUUUAUAUAUAUAUAUAU
This is a messenger RNA of Asterias rubens (European starfish), 3950 nucleotides long. RefSeq names its product tubulin monoglycylase TTLL3-like. Lineage: Eukaryota; Metazoa; Echinodermata; Asteroidea; Forcipulatida; Asteriidae. Gene Ontology annotation, molecular function: protein-glycine ligase activity, initiating; ATP binding; metal ion binding. Gene Ontology annotation, cellular component: cilium. The transcript has 16 exons. The record is from RefSeq and is a predicted model, not a curated record. Gene Ontology annotation, biological process: protein polyglycylation; cilium movement; cilium assembly. The coding region runs from base 64 to 3543 and encodes 1159 amino acids.